This is a messenger RNA of Durusdinium trenchii, 2733 nucleotides long. Lineage: Eukaryota; Dinophyceae; Suessiales; Symbiodiniaceae. The record is from the annotation of a GenBank genome assembly.
AUGUCGCCCUAUCGGUGGCGACUGCUGGCGCUUCUUGGGACUGCCGACGGCCGUGUCACUGUGCCCCUGCAGCGGCAGCAGCGGUGGUUGGAGGCGGAUCGCUGGGGGCGGCGGCAAAGUACCACAGAGCAGCUGAGCGGACUGAAAUUCAGUGAGAGCCGGCCCUUUCGGGUCAGCUUCGACACUGGCAGUGCCAAUGUAGUGCUGCCUUGCUUUCAAGAAUCCAGUGCACGCCACACAACCACGACCGCCACGAGGCACAGCACCUGUGAUGCCCACACGGUGACCUUGGUCUUCGGCACCGGCGAGGUGAACGGCUCCUAUGCCGAGGGCGCCGUGUGCGUCGGGCAGCUGUGCGUGGAUCUGCGGAUAGUGCUGGGGCACACCUUUAGCGAGCAUCCCUUCAAGGAGGCACCCUUUGAGGGAGUGCUAGGUUUGGCACUCCCCGUCCUGGCGGAGGGCAGCAACUUCUCCUUCAUUGAUGAGUUGGAAGGCCAUGCAGGGGGCGAGCUCUCGCUUGGCGGUGUGGAUGCAGAACGGAUGCAACAUGAGCUGAUUUGGGUGGCGGUGCGGGAUCUCACCCUGGACGGCGAAGACAUGAAUCUUUGCGGGCCUCAAGGCUCUUAUCGUGCCUGUGCCUUGGCCCCAGACAGUGGCACCUCGGCCGCGCUGGCGGCGCCGAGUUGGCUGGCGCGGCGCUUGGCGGAGCAACUGGCGCCCGGCGAAAGCGCCGAGAGCUGUUGGGAGAUGCCACGCUUGGGCUUCCGGUUGGAGGAUUCAGACUUUGCUUCAGCCGGAGGGACUGGGAUUUUACGGGUCCAGCAGCUAGUGACAGGAGUGUAUCCAUGCCUAGAAUUUCGGGAGUCGGACCUCCUCCUGGAGCUUGAGGCAUCUGACUACGCACAGGUCCACGAGGACUGUGAGCUGCAGCUGAUGGCAGUGGAUGUUCCAGCACCCCAUGGGCCGUUGAUCCUGCUGGGCGAUCCUUUUUUGAGGAAGUACUACACGGUCUAUGACCGCGAGAAGGGGAAGCUUAGCUCUCCUCAGGAGUCCUUGCAGCAACCCUCACAGGGCUUUUCGACUCAGCUACCAUCCACUCGCUCGGGAGAUCGCUCCUCCUUGGAUGCACUCAGUUUCAACGUCUCUGAGCGGAGGUAUGCUUCAGCCAAUUCCAGUGGUGCCCAGGUGGGCGGAGGCUCCUAUAAUGUGUACUUCGAGGAUCAUUUGUCCCGUUUGCAUGCCGACAUCGAGCUCACCACACGCAAGCUUGAGCUGGAGCAGCGGCGCCUGGCGAAGCUGGACAAGGACCUGGCCGCAGCAGAGUCAGAGUACACUCAGAAGCGCCAGAAGUACAAAGUCAUGCAAAGCUCUCAAGAGGAUGCUCAAGCAUCGCGCCAUAAGGAUUUGCUUCAACUGGAGAGGCAGCUGGACUUAGCAAUUGCAGGGUUCAACAAGCUCAAUGCCCACAAUGAUGGGUUGCGAGCGCAGAUUGACCAAUUGCGAAAGGAAAGGCAGCUCUUGGAUCACGUCUUUAGGAAGAUGGAGAAUUCCAUCCGUGCCAGCCGAAGGGCCAUUGAGGAGGCCAACACAGACAUCACAGGCAACAGGUCGGAACAUGACAAGAUGCAGCAAAGAUGCCAAGCAUUAGGGAAAGCUUUAGAGCGUGAGCGAAAGAACUUUCAGAAGCAGACUGAGGAGCUUAAGAAGCAGAUCAAUGAGCAGAACAAAAAGGCACGAGAGCAAGAGCUGCUGAGUCGUGCAGGUAGCCCCUCCGCACACGACGGGAGCCCGGGCUCCCGGCGGAAGAACUUCAUGGUGGCCGACGAGGAGGAGGCCUUCUCCGAGAGCGCCAUGCACCGGCGAAUCUUGAAAGUGUGCUUUCUCAACACGAUCCAACGCAGGCACAUCAAGCAACAUAUGAAGAAUAUCGAAGUCUUCGAGCAGGCCUUCGCAACCAUCAAGUCCAGCACGCAAAUCAGCGAUAUUGAGGAGAUCGUCAAGAUCUUUGUGAGCCUGGAGCAGCGGAACUUUAGCCUCUUGACCUAUGUGAAUCAACUGAACCGAGACAUUGAAGCGAUCCAGAUUCAAAACAAGGAACUGGAGGCAACGAUCAAUGCCCGCAGCCCUGAGGGCAUCGCGGAAGCAGAGAAGUCCAAGGCUGCUGGACAAGAGAAAGAAUCCAGAGAAAUUGCUGAGAUCAAACAGCAGAUUCAGAAGACUCAAGAUGCAACAGCUGAGAAGGAUCGCGAUGUAGACAAACUCUCUAAUGACCUGGAGCAGUGCAGGCCAUACAUUUGGAAUAUUGUGAAGUUUCUAAAAGAGGAGAUCCCAGGACUUGUUGAGCAGGGCUAUGAGGGUGACCAGCCCUCCUUGAAGGUGUCUGCGCCCGACGAGCAUGAUGGUCAGAUGAGCCAUCACUUGAUGUAUGUCGAGGAGGCGCUGAUGCUCUUCCGCGCUUGCUUGGGUGGCGCAGAUGCUCGACAGACGGUGGUGCCGGCCAAGGUGCCUGCAGGCGGCCUGAAGAAGCCCACAGACUUGCCCUCAAUGGCACACUUCUCCUUGGCGACCACCACGCAGAUUGACGACGACGAUGACGAUGAUGAAGCUGGAAUUGAUCAAGGGCCGGUACCUCAGAACGCUGGAAUGAGCGGCGCUGCGGGGGAAGUGGGGACUCCUUGGGGACUUCUGGCAACCUGUGUGCUCACGGGUCUGUCAUGCAAUCGAGGAAAGUAG